GUCAUGCCAUGCAAGGCUAACCGCGAAUCGCGGGCAGAACCUGAGCGCCUCGCGCCGCCACUCACCGUGACGACGGACCGGGACCGCUAGAUCUGGUACAGGUACGGGCAGGGGAAACUACGGGAGGGACAGACAUGUCGGGACUGGCUCAACACAGGUGUGACCGUGAGGAUGGCAGCGUCAGAGCCACGCAGAGGUGACGUACAGGUGUGUGCCGGAGCGUCAGGUGCGGACAGGUGAGCGCGCCCGCAGGUCGCGGCAAGAUGGCGGCUGCGGCGGGCCUGGCGGACAGCGACACGGACGGGGAGUUCAUUGAACCCUGCGAGUUCUGUGGCUCCUACGAGCGCAAACUCAAGAAACUCUUCCUCGCGCUCAACGAGAAACUACAGAACGACAACGAGGCGCUAAGGAAGGAGCAGCAGGACCUUGACGUUCAGGUCAAGACCCUCAAAAGAGACUUGAAGAAAGUGACGGAGGAGAAAGAAACUGCUUUAGCAGAGACCGACAUUUACAGACAGUCUAUAGAACAGCUGAAUAAAAAGUUUGACGAAGUCGAAAGAAAAUGUUACGAGGCAAUGAAAGAAAAAAAGGACAUCAAACACAAACUCGUUGACGUCACGAAAGACAAGGACACGUACGUCUUAAAGGAGUACGAGACGUCUAAGAAGUUUCGCGAGUUCCAGGAGAAGUCGAAGGGAGAUCUUGAGACGUUACAAAAGGCGGUGAAGAAGGAGCAGAUGCGGUUUGAUCGUGAGACGAAGGCGCUUAACGAAAUGAUCCAAGACAUGGACCGGACGAUAAGAAAACUCGAGCGCGGGCCGAACAAAGAGACGAGCGCAACUCAGACCGAACUGCCGGAAAUUGCCGUGAUUUUUGAGGGGGAAAUUAAGAAACUAGAGAAGAUAAUCAAGCACAAGGACAACACGAUAGACUCCAAACAGCGCGAGAUUCACAGCAAGGAGCGAGAGCUCCACUCCAAGGUGCGGCGGAUGGAGCUGCUAGAGAAGAAGGCUGACGAAGCGGCGGGGGAGAAGAUCCACAUGCAGAUGGACCUGAACAAGGUGCGGGUGAAGCUGGCGUACUACGAGGCGGAGUGCCGCAGGGUCAAGAAGGAGAACAGCAAGCUGAAGGCGAUGCAGCAGAAGGAACAGCAGCAGCAGCAUCCGCACAGACAGGGCGUUCCGCAGAGCGCACGGCCGGCCAAUAGCACUACGAUGAACGGACUCGCCAUCAAGGAGGCUAUCUAAGCGGCCGGCUCCGCUCCAGUGGCGUCGCCAAAAAAAGUAACCACACACACAGGGCGUUCCACAGAGCGCGCGGCCGGCCAAUAGCAGCGCGAUAAACGGACUCGCU
Molecule: messenger RNA, 1353 nt
Organism: Branchiostoma floridae (Florida lancelet)
Lineage: Eukaryota; Metazoa; Chordata; Leptocardii; Amphioxiformes; Branchiostomatidae
Product: uveal autoantigen with coiled-coil domains and ankyrin repeats protein-like
Exons: 2
Coding region: 264-1247 (327 amino acids)
Source: RefSeq, a predicted model, not a curated record